AUGGCCCUCUCCGAUGCAAAAUACAGGUUCCUGUUCAUAGACGUCGGUGUAGGAGGUACUGGGGAUGGAGGAACCUGGCAGAAGUGCCACCUGGCCAGGGCCAUCACAUACAAUCGAGCAGGACUCCCACAAGUCAGAAAUCUGCCCAACGAUGACAAACCCAUCCCCUUCCGCAUAGUCGCCGAUGAUGCCUUCGCUCUCAAGUCAUGGAUGAUGAAGCCCUACUCCCACCAAUCACAAGAUCCCACCGAACGACUAUACAGCUACAGAUUAUCUUGCGCUUGUUGUGUGGUGGAAAACGCAUUCUGGCUGCUGCAAAUGAGAUGGAGAGUCUUCGGGACGACGAUACAACAGGAUGUACAGGUUUGA
Messenger RNA from Macrobrachium nipponense, 369 nucleotides. RefSeq lists its product as uncharacterized. The record is from RefSeq and is a predicted model, not a curated record. The transcript has a single exon. Lineage: Eukaryota; Metazoa; Arthropoda; Malacostraca; Decapoda; Palaemonidae. The coding region runs from base 1 to 369 and encodes 122 amino acids.